Molecule: messenger RNA, 1578 nt
Organism: Fusarium oxysporum Fo47
Lineage: Eukaryota; Fungi; Ascomycota; Sordariomycetes; Hypocreales; Nectriaceae
Exons: 2
Coding region: 1-1578 (525 amino acids)
Biological process (GO): protein quality control for misfolded or incompletely synthesized proteins
Cellular component (GO): i-AAA complex
Molecular function (GO): misfolded protein binding
Source: RefSeq, a predicted model, not a curated record
AUGUCGGUAUCAGCAGUUGCAUCGCUGAGACCCCUCCGUCGGAGGUGCUGGCAGCAUCCGGCUUCCGGCCUGUUAUCCGUCCAAUUACGGUCACGAACAUCCACGGUCAACUUCUACGCUGUUGUUGGCCUUCGGCCGGACCAGCGUCGAUUCCAAACAAGCAAUUCGUCAAAUAAUCGCCACGAUGGAGAUCUUGAAGCCAGAAAGAACCAGUUGCCCAAGAAAAGUCAACCGACACAACCACAGAUCACAUUCCGCCAAUUCGCUGGUCGUGCUCUUGCUGCUGGCCUACACAGCGUUCCGGCAGAGCCCAGGCGCAACAACACUAGGAAUCUUCAUGUGAGUCCCAGAGCACACCCUUGGCCAUUUCCUUAUGGUAACGAUAUCAGCCUCGGCGUGGUGUCAGUCAUUGGCGCAUACACCGUCUACCUCUACUUCAACUACUUCUACCACUACCAAUUCACAAGAUACCCAAAGCCCAUCGCAAACUCUUUACGACGAGCUCUAUACUAUACCAACAUCAGUCCCGAUUCCGAACUGGCUCUCAAGUAUUACAAGCGCGCCAUGGAUCAAUGCGCAGAGCAUGGCCUAGAUCCCUACUCUGACGAAGUUCUUGGUAUUCGUAUCCAGACUUCACACUGGCUGCAGAAGAUCGGAAAUUACAGCGGCUGCUUGCAGGUUCUUGAGGGUAUCCUUGCCGAUUGUAACAGGUGGAUUCGGGUUAUGGAGCAGUCCGUCAAGGAAGGCAAAGUCAACGAUGACGGCAGACUUGUCAAGCCUGCAUCCGAGACGCCUGAGGCCUCUUCGACCCACGUUGCGAACGAUACCACUUCUCCCAAUGAGCAAGAAGCGACUGACGGGGAGUUCGUACCCGAAAGCUUAUGGCAUAAGAGGCAACGUCUUCUUACUAAGACUGUUGGGAUUGCUAUCAAACUUGGAGAGCUAUACGCCGACGAACACGUUCUUGACCCUGACAACUCUCAGAAGCACCUCAUUUGGGCUGUUGAAACCGCUUUAAAAGAAUUCCGUCGCCGCAAGGAGGAGGGUAUCAAGCCUGGAGAGGGUGACUGGCUAAGCCCAGAACAAAUGGGUGGCGCUAUGGAAUCUUUGGGUCGUGACUAUGAGCGCAAGAACCAGUUCCAUCUCGCGAUCCCUCUUUUCUUCCAAGCUCUUCGUCUUUGCGAAACGCCCUGCCACCGCCCCAUCAUUAUGAACAACCUCGCUGUCAGUUUCGCCCAACAUCCCAUAUUUGUUCCGCCUACCAGCGAGCCCUCCGAGAUGAUUAAGGAGCUGCAUGACCCUGCCAUGCCCGCCACUCGAAAAGAGUGCUUAGAAGCUGCGCAGAACUGGGCCAAGAACGCUUAUAAGCAUGCAAAGGAUGUUAGUGGCGACGAGCGUACAGACGAAUGCGACGAGGCUUGCGCUGUUGCUCUGUGUAACUGGGGCGAUGUCGCAGCCAUGUUGGGCAACAAUGACUUGGCUCGCAAGAAGUACAAGCAGUGUAUAGAAAUGGCGGGCAAGCUUGGCUUUCCACAUGCAGUGAAACAGGCUCAAUCAGGACUUGCUAAGCUGGCCUGA